Lactuca saligna is the source of this 1836-nucleotide messenger RNA. NCBI's taxonomy places the organism in Eukaryota, Viridiplantae, Streptophyta, Magnoliopsida, Asterales, Asteraceae. The record is from the annotation of a GenBank genome assembly.
AUGCUACUCCUGAAGCCGAUCCGCUUAAGAACUCGUCAGAUUUCCCAAUAUGCUUCCGCGGCUUCACAAGAAUUGUCUGCACCUAAAGCGGUCUCCACAACACCACCAAAGGGGCUUAAUUUCUACAUCUCUACCCUCCAAACCCGUGCCUCUGUUGAUCAACUUCAUAAACUUCACGCUGAGAUUCUCAAGACUCACUUCUCCCGGAACAUAUUCCUGUUGACACGUCUAGCUCACGCUUACCUCAAAUUUGGUUGCCUGAAUAUUGGAGAAAGAUUUGUUGUCAGCAUCAUCAAGAACCCACCUUUGUUUCUUUGGAAUGAGAGGAUCAAAUGUUAUGCAAGGAAAGGUCGUUACAGAGAGUCAAUCGAUCUUUAUUACGAGAUGGUUCGAAGUGGAUACAAACCGAAUGCCUUCACGUUUACAUUUGUGCUGCCCGCUUGCGCUGGGUUGAAGUCGGUUAAAGAUUGUCGAAGGGUUCAUACUGAUGUUUUGUGGUUCGGUUGCGAGUAUAACGAGUUUGUUAUCACCGCUCUUAUUGACGUCUAUGGGAAGUGCGGCGAUUUAAGUUCCGCACGCCAACUGUUCGAUGAAAUGCCAGUGAAGAAAACCGCAAGCUGUAACGCCCUGAUGGCUGCGUUUGUACUGGAUGAGAAGUUCGAUGAUGCCUUAUCACUCUUUAAUGAAAUGAAGAAGUUGGGGAUCCCAUCAGAUACCAUUACCAUGGUUAGGGUACUUCAGUCAUGUGCCUCUUUGGGUGCUUUACAACAGGGAAGAUGGGUGCAUGAGCAAAUAAUAAGGACCCAAAUGGUGGUGAACGUACAAUUAGGUUCAGCUCUGAUUAACAUGUACGCUAGAUGUGGUAGCAUAGAAGAAGCCCAUCAUGUGUUUGAAGAAAUGCCAAAAAAAGAUCUCAUCGCGUGGACAUCAAUCAUAUGUGGGUAUGGAAUGCAUGGUCUUGCCCAUCUUUCAGAAUCUCUUUUCCUUCGUAUGGUGAGUCAUGGUCUAAGACCUGAUGCCAUAACAUUUGUUGGAGUUUUGUCAGGUUUUAGUCACAAUGGCAUGGUAGAAAAAGGGUGGUAUUAUUUCAAGAAAAUGUCUGAUGAAUUUAAUGUAAAGCCUGUUUUAGAGCAUUAUAGUUGCAUGGUUGACAUGCUUGGUAGAGCUGGCAGAUUAAAUGAAGCCGAAAACCUUCUGAAGCAUAUAACUGUAAAACCCGAUUCCAUGAUAUGGGGUGGGCUGUUAACUGCAUGCAAGAUCCAUAAAAAUGUUGAAAUGGCUGAAAGAGUUGUAUCCAAGAUUCUUGAAUUGGAUCCAACUAAUGCUGGAUGGCAUGUGCUCAUGUCCAACAUCUAUGCAACUUGUGGGAAAUGGGAUCAAGUUGCCAAAAUGUGGGGAAAAAUAAAAGAUUUGAAGUUGGAAAAGCAACCCGGGUGGAGUUCCAUUGAAGUUACAGGCCAAAUUCACACGUUUCUUGUGUUUGAUCAAUCACAUCUGAUGUCCAAAGAGAUUUAUAGUUACCUCAAGUAUGUAAAAGAACGGAUGAAAGUUGAAGGUUAUGUUCCUGAAACAAGUGUUGUGUUUGAAAAAGUUGAUGAGGAAACGAAGGAGGAGAUGGUAUUUUGUCAUAGUGAAAGACUGGCGAUUGCAUUUGGGAUUCUAAGCACUUUGGAUGGUGAUGUGUUGAGAGUGAUGAAGAACUUGCGGGUGUGUGUGGAUUGUCAUAAUGUUAUUAAGUUUAUAUCUGGAAUUGAAUGUAGAGAAAUUAUUGUUAGAGAUGCGAAAAGAUUUCAUUGUUUUAAGGAUGGUGUAUGUAGUUGUGGAGAUUAUUGGUGA